AUGUGUAAUAUUAGAAGGUUCGGUAUCCUCUUUAUAAUUUUUAACACACUGAUCUCUUCUUCAUUUGGAUAUAAAUUUAUAAAUUUACACAAUGCUGCCAAUUUAGACUUCGUUAGAAACAAUAAUUUACUAAAACCGGACACACAUAGCAGGUUUAGACUUAAUGCCGACUCUGAGUUUGACAGUAAACCCAAAGAGCUAUUCUCUGAUACAUUAUCAAACCCCGUAUACGAAAAGGGUGUAUCCACCAGUAUACACAAGAAGCCUUUCAAGCCUCAAAACAAGAAUUUGUUGAAGAAUUUGGGAAAAUUACACUACGAGGGUGUGCUAAAUCAGAUACAGAAUAUAGUUGACCUGAGGGUUGAAGAUGAAAAGGGAACAAAAUCGGAAAAAUUAAAGAAUAAAUUAGACAAAUUCAACAACGAAACUGACAAACAAGUCAUUUCCAAAGUCAAUGAAUUAAAAAAAUGUAUAAUAUACAAUCAAUUGAGAACGAUAAAUCGCAAGAACAACUUAAAAACUGAGCGAGUGCUAAGAACAAACGACUUCAUAGACGGUAUGUAUUACAGGAGGUUGGGGGAAUCGGAUUUUGCAGUCAGCCAACUGUGCGUUGGAACGUCAAUGUAUGACAAUCCGGAGUUGAUAGACCCUGAGCACUCAGUGGAGAUAAUGGAAACGGCACUGAAGAGAUACGGGAUAAACUACUUUGACACGUGUGAAUAUGACCCAUAUCCAUAUGAGCCAAGGAGUUAUCUGGAGGGCCAUCACAGAACUCUCAGAAAGUUCAUUAGAUUGGCCGGAAGGGAAAACGUGAUACUGUCCGGAAGGAUAUCAUCCAGUAACUUAGGAAAACACAAGACCUCGGGAAGAUUCUUGUCAUGGGUGAGAGGUAGUAUCAUGUCGCCGCCAAGCGUGAAAACCAUUGAAAAAGCAGUCGACAAACUGCUGACCAGUCUGGGCACGGAUUACCUGGAUGUACUGUCGUUCGUGUACCCGUACCGCUACGUGCCGCUAUCGCACCUGGGAGAGGACACACAAAUAGAUAUAUUCAACCAGCUCGUGUCCAAGGGGAAGGUGAGGAGUGUAGGCCUGUCGAACGAGACCACUUGGGGGAUUUACCAAAUGAAGUACCACAAAAGUCGCAAAUUUAAGCUGGUGUGCAACCAGAGGAUGUACAACCUCCUACAUCGCAACGAAGUGGAGUCAAGCGGCCUGGUGGAAGCAAGCCUGAAGGAGCACUUCAACUGUCCAAUAGUGGCUUACGCGACGCUGGCAGGAGGAAUAUUAACGGGGAAGUACAUCGACCCAGAGAGGUUUAACCCGUACGGAGCGGACAAGAUUAAGUCGAAGGUGAAUGUCGUUGACGAUCAGAUGCCCGAUGACUAUGAGGUGCCUGAGGACUACGGAUACUUGGACUACGGGCCGUCCAACUCACGCUGCAACCUCUUUCCAGAAACUUAUCACACUCACAGGACUGUUUGGUGCCAGCACGCCACAGCAGAAUAUUUGAAGCUGGCCAGGACGUAUGGACUGACGCUGUCGCAAAUGGCGCUCGCCUGGUGUUAUACAAGGCCCUUUAUCGCAAGCACAAUUAUAGCCCCUAGAAGCAUCGGACAGCUUCACGAGAGCAUAUCUGCCCUGAACUACCCGUUUUCGAAGACUCUCGAGGAUGACAUCCACGAGAUAUUCCUGAGGUACAGAGCCCCGACGAUGUGCGGGCCUCAAAUCCUCACGAAGAUAGAUGAAGAGUACCCACUAACAGUGUCGCAAAACGACAUUGUCAAAAAGGGCUCGGUGCCCAUUUGGAGCGGAGGGUCGCACUGGGACCUGGAAAAUGUCCCACCACUGGAUAAGAUAGCCCUGGAGAAGAGACGGAGAGACGAGUUUAUUGACAUUAAGAGGAUUUUUGGACUCCUGGAUAAGCCUAACGACAGAAAUUGGAUGAAUUACAGGUGCUGGGUUGAACGCAUCAAUGAAGGGCUGCCAGGGGAAUACUUCGCAGUAAAGGAAAGUAAACUGUUCUCCUGGGACACGAUGAAGCUGGACGGCCUAACACUGGUGAACAAGACUCCUGAGGAAGUUAAGAGGGACGACACGUCCGAUUUCCACUUCUACUGGAAGGGCGGCAAGGUUUAUGUUGGUCCUACCAGUGAAGCCAUUUAUAGCUUCUACAAGGACAGGGAGGCACAGUAUAAUGUCAUGCAGCAGCGUGAAAUAAGUUUUAUGCGCGGGAUGGAUAAAGAGGCUUUGGAUCCGGAUGCCAUGAUCUGGUCCCGUGUUGACGCCGACUUGGUCUACAAGACACUCAUGGAGACCCACGGCAUCGACGUGCUCAGUCAGGACCUUGAGGACCUGCUCUCUGAACACUCCCUGGACACCACGAAGCUCACCGAGGCCGAGAGGAAGUGCGAAAAGUUUGCAUACUUUAACAGACACGCGGACAAGGUUAAAUCACAUUAG
Theileria orientalis strain Shintoku is the source of this 2460-nucleotide messenger RNA. RefSeq lists its product as uncharacterized. The record is from RefSeq and is a predicted model, not a curated record. Bases 1 to 2460 code for a protein of 819 amino acids. The transcript is spliced from 14 exons. Lineage: Eukaryota; Apicomplexa; Aconoidasida; Piroplasmida; Theileriidae.